Molecule: messenger RNA, 1452 nt
Organism: Ceraceosorus guamensis
Lineage: Eukaryota; Fungi; Basidiomycota; Exobasidiomycetes; Ceraceosorales; Ceraceosoraceae
Product: P-loop containing nucleoside triphosphate hydrolase protein
Exons: 2
Coding region: 1-1452 (483 amino acids)
Cellular component (GO): cytoplasm
Molecular function (GO): gluconokinase activity
Source: RefSeq, a predicted model, not a curated record
AUGGCGCAGGCUCAGCAAGCAUCCCUCCAGCACCGCCAACCUGGCUCUGGCUCUGGGUCGGGCGGAGAAGCGCAGCUGUGUAGCAGCGCGCUGAGGAUCUGUCAAGAUGCUCUGCAACAACGCGACAGGGACGAGGAGGUGGAUGGGCGCGGGAGUCAGGAUGAGGGCCAAGCGAUCCUGUUCAUAGUCAUGGGCGUAUCAGGUAGCGGCAAGUCCACAUUGGGUCAACAUCUCGCCUGCGCUCUGCAAUGCGCCUUUCUAGAUGCAGACGAUCUACACUCUCCUCGCAACGUGGCCAAAAUGUCGCGUGGAGAGGCGCUGGAGGAUGGGGAUAGGUGGGACUGGCUGAAAAGCGUCAGAGAGGAGGGUGUGCGCGUAGCGAGGAGGGGCUUGCAGGGUGCUGGGCAUGCCAUUUCUCAGAAAAGGGUGGCAGAGGCAGACGGAGAGAAGGGGGAGGAAAUGGAAAUGGAUAUGGACAUGGAGGUGACGAAAAGGAGGGAAUUGGCGGAAGUUAGAGAGACGGCGGGGUUGAGGCAAGAGCAACAUCCUCAUCCUCAUCCUCAUUCUCAUCCGCAAGUCGAACACCACGACGCUUCAUCUUCACCUCACGAUUCGCUCCAUACUCUCGCAGCAAGCAAGAUUUCGGCAUACAGCAGUCUCGCACCUCGCAGUUCGUCCAACGAACGGCGGGCAAAUUGCGCAGUGAUAGCCUGUUCAGCGCUCAAGCGCAUCUACAGGGACAUUCUCCGCGGCGGCGCGUCCAACAAAAGCGCAAACGUUCGGACCUAUCACCUCUACCUUCGCGUAGCCCCCUCGGAGCUUCACAGACGCCUCACUCAUCGCAGGGGACAUUUCAUGAAGGAUGUUUUGCUGAAUAGUCAGCUCGAUACGCUUCAAGAACCAACGCAUCAAGAUGAAGCGGAUUGUUUCGUGUUGGGUGCGGAUGAGCACGCGACGAGCGGGGCUUCUUCGCAGUUGCGCAAAGAGCAGCGCGAGCAGCGCGAUUUGAAGGCAAAGGUGGAGCUGAUGCUGGAUCGAGAUAUCCUUGCGCAGCUUGGGCGCGCAUCAAGCACCUCUUCUCCUCCCACUGCCACCGCUUCGGGCACAACAAGCACCAACAGCAACUGCAAAUCCAGCAGCACAACUCAGCAGCAGCCCAAAGCCCAAGCCAAACUUUUGCACGCUCAAAAUCUCUCCCUUCCCCUCUCCGUCUCUUCUUUCCCCACAUCCAGCACGUCGGCGAACAGAUCGACAGAUACGUCGGCUCUAGAAAGUCUUUCUCGUGCGCUCGAAGAGCUUCAGACUGACCUGAAUGCCCGGUUGACGGAGGUGAAAGAGAUGCUUGAAGGGGCAGGUGGAGAGAAGUCCACCCAUUCGGGGUUUUUUGGAAAGGGAGCAGCAGAAGAAGAAGAAGAGGAUGAAGAGGAUGAAGAAGGGGACAUGAAAGAGUAA